AUGCUUGAGGCGGGGCGGGCGUGCCAGGUCCGCGUGCGGUAUUGGAGCGCAGCGCUAAACCGCUCCUACACUUUGCGGCACGGCAUCCCGCUCGUUGAGUCUGUCCUGAUCGGCCACAACUCAGAUCUCAGGUUUGCAGAGGUGGGUGCCGUCUACGACAAGGAGGUGCUCGAGAGCCCGCCCGCAGUCAGAGGUGAGAGGACGUGUGGAGCCUCGCACCUCAUCGUCGUGCACGGCAACGGCGAUGCGACCGCGAAGGGCUUCCUGCCUUCUCUCGAGAGCCGGGGGAUGGAAAGCGUCGUGCUGGUGCAAAUCGGGGACCCACCCCUCCCUCAGCCGAGCGCCGCUGCGCGGCUCAACGAUAGCCGCCUCGCAGCCUGGUUUGUGAGCUCGCCGCGGCUGAGCCAUCCAAAGCUGCACCCGUUCCCGCGCGGCGUCUUCAACACCGACACGACGGAUCGCAUGCUCCGGGCGGGCGAGGCGUCUGGGAGGGGCUUGGAGCGUCGCGAGCGGCCACUGCUGCUGUGGUGCAGCUGCAUGACCCUCUACGGCCGCUACGACGGAAGGCGGAUACCUCCUGCGGCGCGGCGCGCAACAAAGAUGGAGGCGCUGCGCAAGAACGGGGCGAGUGAGCAGAUACUCGACUCCAAGUUCGUCUUCUCUCCGUGGGGCACGGGUCACAACAACCACCGGGAGUGGGAGGCGCUGGCCUCCGGCGCGACUUCCAUCCAGAGCAGGCGCCGCCCUUGCUUCCCGCCUACCACGCCGCCCGGAAUGCCGGUCGUGCAAGUGGAGGACUGGGCCAACGUGACAACUGACUUCCUCGAGCACACGUGGGAGCGGAUGCAGCGACAAGAAUUUGACCUCGCGAAGGCCUUCUUCCCUUACUGGCUCGACGCGCUGCUGCAGUCCAUCCACUCGCGGCAGCUGAAGUCGAACUUCCACUCGAUGCGGCUCGCGCCGGAUUGUGAGCUCGGCGAGCGAGCGCUGCAAUUGCGACCGCAGUGGCUCAGCUCAGCCAGGGCUCGCUCGCCCGAGCUCGGAGCCGCCGGCGGUCAUGGGCAGCAACAAAGGUUUGACGCGUCGCUCGGUGCAGGAGGGCAAUGCAGUGGAGGUGCAGUGGCCGUCCGGCGCGCGCGCGAUGGGCUGCAGCUUCAUUGGCAGCUACCAGAGCGCGUCUGGAGCGCUGCCAUUGUGUGA
This is a messenger RNA of Emiliania huxleyi CCMP1516, 1200 nucleotides long. RefSeq lists its product as hypothetical. The coding region runs from base 1 to 1200 and encodes 399 amino acids. The transcript has 6 exons. The record is from RefSeq and is a predicted model, not a curated record. Lineage: Eukaryota; Haptophyta; Isochrysidales; Noelaerhabdaceae.